Molecule: messenger RNA, 1602 nt
Organism: Exophiala bonariae
Lineage: Eukaryota; Fungi; Ascomycota; Eurotiomycetes; Chaetothyriales; Herpotrichiellaceae
Exons: 4
Coding region: 1-1602 (533 amino acids)
Biological process (GO): proteolysis
Molecular function (GO): serine-type carboxypeptidase activity
Source: RefSeq, a predicted model, not a curated record
AUGAAAUUCUCCGUCCUUGCAUUGACUCUGGGCCUCGUGUCUCUCACCUCGGCAAAGCGAAGCCUUCAACAUGUUGGCAAGAGAGACCCAGAAGUGAGGAGGAAUGUUGCCGUUCCUCGAGCUGCUCCUGCUGUCGCACAGCCAGAGAAGCGGGCUGAGCAUUCAUUCCUGACCGACAAGACAAAGAAAUUUGCCGUCAAUGGCACCGCGAUUCCAGAAGUCGACUUCGACGUUGGCGAAUCCUAUGCUGGCCUCUUGCCUAUCUCUAAUGCUACCAAUGCGUCUGAGCUGUACUUCUGGUUUUUCCCUACUACGAAUCCGGCCGCGAGCAAUGAGGUCCUCAUUUGGUUGAACGGAGGCCCAGGCUGCAGUUCACUCGAAGGCUUUCUUCAAGAAAACGGCCCAUUUUUGUGGCAGUAUGGAACCUUCAAGCCAGUGCAAAAUCAGUGGUCGUGGACGAAUUUGACGAAUGUCGUAUGGGUUGAACAACCUGUGGGCACCGGAUUCUCACAGGGCACGCCAACUGCGACCUCGGAUGAAGAUGUGGCGCAACAAUUCUUGGGCUUCUUCAAGAACUUCAUUGAUACAUUUGCCAUGCAAGGUUAUACCGUCUACAUCGCCGGAGAAUCCUACGCAGGAUAUUACGUUCCCUACAUUGCAGAUGCCAUGUUCAACGCCAACGAUACCGACUACUAUAACAUCAGCUCCAUAAUGAUUUAUGAUCCAAGCUUGAGUUAUAAUGUGGUGCAGGAACAAAUCCCCGCCGCUGCAUUUGUCAACUUCUGGGGUACAUUGUUGGGACUCAACGACAGUUAUGUGGCAGACCUGAAUGCUCAGUCAGACGCAUGUGGUUACACAGCUUUCAUGGAAGAAGCCCUGGUGUACCCACCGAAAGGUCCUCUCCCGACUCCUCCAAAUGUGGACUUGUCGAACGACACCUGUGAUACAUUCGACGAGGUCUUCAGCGCCAUCUCAUUGGUCAAUCCGUGCUUCGACAUUUACCAGGUGGCAACGACAUGCCCGUUGCUGUGGGAUGUUUUGGGAUUCCCGGGUUCCUUCGACUAUGUCCCUGACGGUGCUUUUAUCUAUUUCAACCGGACCGAUGUACAAAAAGCCAUCAAUGCACCAGUUCAAGAGUGGUUCGAAUGUACCAGUGUCGAUGUUUUCCUCAAUGGCACCGAUAACUCUGAACCCUCGGCACUCAGCGUCCUACCGGGAGUGAUUGAGAAAGCUGACCGCGUGAUCAUCGGACACGGCCUUCUAGAUAUGGUCCUGAUAUGGAACGGCACCUUGAUCGCAACACAGAAUAUGACCUGGAAUGGUGCCCAGGGAUUUUCCACCCCACCAUCUCAGUGGGAUGACUUCUACGUCCCCUACCAUACCGCCUAUGAGAAUCAACUCGGUUCGCUUGCAGGUGCUGGCGUCAUGGGUCAAUAUCACACUGAACGAGGCCUUACCCUGGUUACAAUCGACCUGUCUGGCCAUAUGGUCCCUCAAUACGCCCCCUCUGCGGCGUACCGACAAUUGGAGUUCCUCCUCGGACGAGUACCGACUUUGGGGACCGUGAGCCCAUUCACGACAAUGCCUGAUGAGAGUUAUUGA